ACAAAAGGUGGAGGAGGAAAAACGCCGAAGCCCAAAACCAGAGGAAUUUUAUUUUAUAGCGCUUCGUUCCGUUCGACGAACCGCCAUGGUUGCGAUCGCCGUUUCGCGACGCACAGAGAGCCUCUCUGCAAUUGGAUCGCGUUAAAUCUGUACAGUUAGGGUUAGGGUUAAGUUAUAAAAAGGGGAUUUUUGACGCCGACGACGCAGUAGGAACUAGGGUUUCGAAUCUGAGAGAGCUGCAGGGGUUUUAGAUUUCGAUUGGAACCCGAAAUUGUUGACCUGAAUUAGAUACUGUGACUAAAAUUUGGAAUCGAAGCAGGAAAAGAAGGGUUCUUGGGGAUUUCGUUUAACAUGCGGGGAUUGCACAAAACGAAAAGGAUUUCUUGGGCUUCAGAUGUUAAUCUUUGUCAGAGGAGAAUAAGCCCAAGACUUGGGCCGCUUCCAACAUGGGAGGGCCAUAUCAUAAGGAUAACUUCCACAUUAUCUGCUGGGGCAUGCAAAGCUAUCAAAGCUAAAGGCUUGUUGGGGUCUUGGGUAAAGCUGUUUCUCUUGGAGGAAUCUCCUUCGCAAGUUGGGCUGAGCGCUCAAGAUCACCUCCAAGCAAAGGCAUCUUGGCCAUCACAUUCAUCUGGAACAGGCUCAGAUGACACUCUACCCCCUGGAUUUGAGGGAGCUCAUCCGGCAAAUCAGCCGCAGAUUGACUUGUCUCAAAUUCCUUUGAUCAAAUGGAGAUGCCCUCCUAAGGUUGUACUAAACUUCACUUGGCAAGUGGUUUCUGGGGAGGAAAGCAAAGAGAUGGAGAUUCAAAAUCAGAGAGAGAUAAGAGUACUGGAAGCUGUUUAUCCACGGCCAUCUGCCAUUCCUUCAAACCCCUCUGUUUUGGCAGAUGUUGAAGACUCUAGUCAUACUGGUGGGCAACCUCUUAUCAUACCUAUUACUCCUAUUGAAGACGAAGAUGCAGGAGGUGAAACAUCAUCUGAAUCCGUGGAAGCGUUUAACAUUUCCACAAGCUCGCAGUCCUUUCUAUCCGUUCAGGGAAUUUCGGCUCCAUCUCAAAACAAUAUUCCUAACAAUGGAAACCACAUACCUGCAACACUUGGAAUGCCUACUGCAGCAGAACCUGAUGUUGUAGCUGCUGCCCUUGGUGCAAUUGUGAAUAACAAUGAGCACGGAAAUAUGAUUGAUCAUGAAUUGCUCAUUAAGAUUCUCAGCAACCCAAAAAUGAUUGAGAAAUUGGUUACAGAUCAACAACCAAUAACAAGGCCACCCCAAAUGGGCCUAUCAGAUUCAUCUCACAUGAUCAGGACAGAAAUCAGCACACCUUCAUCAAGUGGACAUUUCUAUCCCCCACCAAACGUUGCUGGAAUGGGACAUUUUCCUGAUGCACGACUACCUCCUCCUGCAUCAAUUUCAGUUCAUUCUUCGCCUUCUGUUGGACCACCUCCACUAGCAAAGGACAUCAACUAUUAUAAAAGCUUGAUUCAACAACAUGGAGGAGACAGGCAGGACAACUUUCCACCAUUUGGAAACCGACAUAGCGAUCAUUCAUCUGUAAACCAAGAAUCCAAUAAUAACUACAAACCAAGAGAUUCAAAGCCUAAGAAUAUGAAGCCUUGCAUAUACUUCAACAGUGCAAGGGGAUGCAACAAAGGAGCAAAUUGCACAUUCCAGCAUGAUGCAUCGUCCCAGCCACGAGGUGGUAGUGUGCCGGAGGUGCACAAGACAAAGAGAAUGAAAAUGGAUAGGGAGAUUAGCAGUUAGUGUAGCUACUACUACUUCCUGUGUGUACAUCUUUCAAUUGCGGAGCCUCCUAGUGUGGCUCAAAAUUGCCUUUUGAGCUAGAUUUUGUCAAAAUUUGUUUAAUUUAUGUUGUUAUACCCA
Pyrus x bretschneideri (Chinese white pear) is the source of this 1881-nucleotide messenger RNA. Its product is annotated as zinc finger CCCH domain-containing protein 6. The record is from RefSeq and is a predicted model, not a curated record. The transcript has 5 exons. The coding region runs from base 352 to 1761 and encodes 469 amino acids. Lineage: Eukaryota; Viridiplantae; Streptophyta; Magnoliopsida; Rosales; Rosaceae. Gene Ontology annotation, molecular function: metal ion binding.